CUAAAUACUGAUUGGCUGAGGAUCUUCUCUGAGCGUUUCCGACUUCCGCUUGUGGACUCGUUGCAAAACACUGGACGAGCCAUCUCCUUGCUGUUGGAGGUGUUGGUGACAGAAAGGAAUUGAAAGAGCGUCCUGUACCGCUUCAAAAAUGAUGAUGUCAGAGGUUAUGCAGGUUCUUCGCGGGGCAGGAAAAGUGGGCUCCGCCUUCAUCAACACCCAGGGAGAGCAGCUUCGGUUGAUGGCAUGUAACUCCUCAAUGUGUGCGGGAGUUACAGCUGCUCAGGACAUGGUGCAAGGAUUGGCCAGCACCUUUAUGGGUGGCAAUAAGUCUGUGAAUGAGAGCGUGUUUCCAGAUGCUGAGGGUUGGGACAGUAUUGACCCAGAAGAGGCUGCCAAAUGGGCAGUUGAGUCAGACUUUCCCCCAGAGCAAAUCCAGCCAGAUGCAGGAGCUACACGAAUGAGUCCCAGUUCAGGGGUACCUCCUGGUUCAGCUGGAUGGCCAGGCCAGAGCACACGAUUCCUUCACUCAGCCUGCUUCCAUCGGUACUACCAGCAAACAAGAUCACUUCAUGACACUGUGGUGGCCAGGCUCACCCCAGAAGACAUGAAGAAGGCACGGGAGGCCAAGCAAUCUGCGGCUAAACCUGUUAGACAGAAGCUGAGUGAACGGGCUAAAGAGCGGAAGGUACCUGCCACAAGAAUCAGCAGACUGGUCAAUUUUGGAGGACUGGCAGUUGGACUUGGGAUCGGGGCCAUUGCAGAGGUUGCAAAACAGUCAAUAGGAGGAAAACAGAAAGGAGACAUGAGCGCCCUGCUAGACUCUCCUCUCCUGUCAGAGGCCAACGCUGAGAGAAUCGUCAAUACGCUGUGUAAAGUCCGCGGAGCUGCCCUCAAGAUUGGACAGAUGCUCAGUAUUCAAGACAAUGCUUUCAUCAACCCCCAACUGCAGAAGAUCUUUGAGCGAGUCCGACAGAGCGCAGACUUCAUGCCAUCCUGGCAGAUGACUAAAGUCUUAGAGCAGGACCUUGGACCAAACUGGAGGGACAAGCUGGCAUCCUUUGAAGAAAAACCAUUCGCUGCUGCUUCUAUUGGCCAAGUACAUCAUGGGGUUUUGAAAGAUGGGAGGGAAAUCGCCAUGAAGAUCCAGUACCCAGGAGUGGCGGAGAGCAUCCACAGUGACAUCAACAACCUGAUGUCUGUAUUGAAAAUGAGUGUCGUCCUGCCCGAAGGACUCUUUGCCGAGAGCAGCCUUGAGGUCCUUCAGAGAGAACUGGAAUGGGAGUGUAACUACAAGAGGGAAGCAGAGUGCGCCAAAAAGUUCAGGGCACUUCUGGAAGGAGAUGAGUUCUUCCAGGUUCCUGAGAUCAUGGAUGAGUUGUCAGGGCGCAGGGUCCUGGCCAUGGACCUGAUACAAGGAGUUCCACUGGAUCGCUGUGUCGACCUGGACCAGGAGACCAGGAAUAAUAUCUGUUACAAAAUCCUCCAGUUGUGUCUCCGGGAGCUCUUCGAAUUCAGAUUCAUGCAGACCGAUCCGAACUGGGCCAACUUCUUCUACAACUCAGAAACAAACAAGGUGGUGUUGCUGGAUUUCGGAGCGUGCAGGGAAUACCCAGAGUCCUUCACGGACGACUACUUGGGGGUGGUACAUGCCGCCUCCGUGGGGGAUCGAGCCACCGUUCUCUCCAAAUCUAAAGACCUCAAAUUCCUCACAGGCUUCGAAGCGAAGGCCUUCGCAGACGCUCAUGUGGAGGCGGUGAUGAUUCUGGGUGAAGCGUUCGCAUCCUCCGAGCCCUUUGACUUCGGCACCCAGAGCACCACGCAGCGCAUCCAGAGUCUGAUCCCUGUCAUGCUCCGCCACCGGCUAACACCUCCGCCUGAGGAGUCAUACUCUCUCCACCGCAAGAUGGCUGGCUCCUUCCUCAUCUGCUCUAAACUCAAUGCCAAAAUCGCAUGCAGGGACAUGUUUUUGGACGUCUAUAAUGCCUACAACCAAAGGAAGCGGGCGCAGCAGGCGGCUCGGGCCGCAGUGUAGGGAGUUGAUCGCCAUUUACCAGAAGACUCUCAAAAAAAAUUGGACAAAGAGAUGAUGCAAUUCAAGUAUAUAACUGACCAUGAAGAUGUAUGUUUAUUUGCCUUUCCACGGCUGCAGUCUGCAUGAGCCUGACUGUUUUUCUCAUUCAUCAACAAACUGUAAAUAAAUAAAGGCUCAAAGUUAAUGAUACUGUUGAAAUAAGAGUCUGAACAGAAUAUAUAUUUGCCUUUUUUCAUUUGUUGUCAGAUCACACAGGCACUUUGUAUGAAGCUUUUGGAUAAGAUAAGGAAUUCAUGUGGGUUUCUAAAAUUAAAUCCUCAGAGCUGCUGCCCACGUUAGAAGACUCUGAAGCGAGAAGUCAUCUGGACAGGGACUGUAAUAAGAACGCUGUUACCUGCAGCCCUGUUAUUUUUAUGAAUUUUUCGAGUACAGUUAAGUCAAUGGUCACCCCAGAUCAGAAUACGUGGUUUAAGUGACAGCUUUCAACGAUUUGCCUUCUGCUGCUGACUGCUUGGUUUAAGUUAAAA
Messenger RNA from Synchiropus splendidus (mandarinfish), 2559 nucleotides. It is a transcript of the gene coq8b, whose product is annotated as coenzyme Q8B. The record is from RefSeq and is a predicted model, not a curated record. NCBI's taxonomy places the organism in Eukaryota, Metazoa, Chordata, Actinopteri, Syngnathiformes, Callionymidae. Gene Ontology annotation, molecular function: kinase activity. The transcript has 16 exons. Gene Ontology annotation, biological process: ubiquinone biosynthetic process. Gene Ontology annotation, cellular component: extrinsic component of mitochondrial inner membrane. Bases 149 to 2032 code for a protein of 627 amino acids.